Molecule: messenger RNA, 1145 nt
Organism: Rhizopus microsporus ATCC 52813
Lineage: Eukaryota; Fungi; Mucoromycota; Mucoromycetes; Mucorales; Rhizopodaceae
Exons: 2
Coding region: 323-1063 (246 amino acids)
Source: RefSeq, a predicted model, not a curated record
CUCGUUUGGGUGCCUCUGCCAUUGAAAAGAUGGUUCACAAUGACAUGUUGAAUAAACAAUUGAAUGACAAUAAUAAUAGUACAGGUAUUAAAAGAACAAACGGGGUGACUCCUUUCAUUGCUAAACUAACCGCUUCACAGAUGCUCUUCCAAAUUUGGUAAACCGUCCUAUUGACCGUCGUCGUCCUGGUAGACCACCUAAGCCCAAAGUCUUUUUUGAUGAACAAAUUAUUCCUACGACAUCAAGACGUAAGCAGAACCGCCAAAAGAAAGAAGACAUCAUUCAGUGUAUCUGUGAUACGCCUACUGAUGAAUUUGGUGCUAUGGUUCAAUGUGAUGACUGUCUGUCCUGGCUACAUGUUGACUGCUUAGAUUUAACUAAACAAGACCUUGAGCAGUCCUAUCGCUGCCCUCCUUGCUGUGUAUCACUUGGAAGCAACAAUCAAUUACCAAAGUCAAUGGCCUGGCGUUAUGAAGCUCAGAUGAAGAGUCAGCGUUUAGCAGCUAUUAAUGAGAUAUCAGACGAUGAUGAUGAUGAUGACAUGGAUGAUGAUACGGAUGCCAUGGAAUGUGACGUUGUUGAGCAACCCCUUCACGUGGACAACCUUAAAUUGCCUGAACCUAUCCGUAUUGAUACCAACUAUUGUAAAGAUAUUCGCUCAAGAUCUACCACGCCUGAGGACUGGCCUGAUGUUUCAUCUGAAUCGCAUUACAGUAUCAGCAGCGCCAAUACAAGUGAAGUCAGUACACCCAGUGAACACACACUUUGUGAUCCAUUUGAAUAUCAGCAAAUAAUAAGUCAAGGCAACCUAAUUAUUGAUAUUGAAAAUUUUGAACUUUUAUCACGGCUGGCUUAUCUUCAAAAGCUUAAAGAUGAUUUAUUCUCUCCUAAUGCAACAGAUGUAUUCUUGUGUGAAGACAAUAAUAGUAAACACUUUAUAUCUCAACCAGAUAUCUCUAGUCAAUUCACUACUCAUCACGAAUCAUUACCUUCUACUAUCUGUUCUCAAGAACUUUCGGAAUUCUCUUUUGAUAAUGGUCCCUUUUGGCAACCUUUAAAUUAAAAAAUAAUAGCAUAUUUGUAAAUACCUCGCAACAUUCACCCUUACUCCUCCCCCCUUUUUUUUUAUCAAAGAAAGCAACACU